GGAGGGGGAGGGGCAGCCGCGUGACGUCAGUAUGAGCCCCAAAUAACAAAGGUGAGGGAGGUGGAGGGCACACCUGACCUUUGCAAACUUGCUGCUCAGCAGCUGGGUGCCCUUCCAGAACAGCAGGGUGAGGGCAGCUGGGGUCCUCUGGGAAGCGGAAUAGCAGCCAAGCGUCUCACUGGGACCCCCCUCAUCACGCUGUGACCUUCAGGCCAUAGAAUGCCCAGGGCCUCGCUGUCCUGAGCGGUCCUGAUCCAGACGCCUGCCCGUCCCGCACACGCCUCGCCGCCGCCGCCAGCGUGCCCGCCAUGGAGUCCAGAGGGAGGUCGGCCAACAGCCCCAAGGCCGACGCCAAGGCUACCACUGAGGCCAGGGCGCCCCCGGCUGUGGAUGGGAAAGUGCCCUCAGCCAAGAAGCAGGAGGCCCAAAAGGCAGAGAAGCAGGAGCCCCCGGCGGCCCCCACCCUGCCACCUGCCAAGAAGACCUCGGCCCUUCUCGACAACCACAGCAACCUGAAGCCGGCGCCCGCAGCCCCCAGUAGCCCAGAUGCAGCCCCCGAGCCCAAGGGCCCUGGGGAUGGGGCUGAGGAGGCCGAGGCCCCCAGCGGGGGCCCAGGGGGCCGAGGUCCCUGCCCUUUUGAGAACUUGAACCCCUUGCUUGUGGCCGGGGGCAUAGCCAUGGCGGCUGCAGCCCUGAUUCUCGGUGUGGUUUUCCUGGCCCGAAAAAAAUGAUGGCUGGCGCCCAGGUAGGGCGCAGCAGCUGCUUCGUGUACAGACCUCGGGAACCUUGUGCAUGCCAAGUUCACACCCAGCUAGCUACACACGCGUAGUAUCUAUACUCGUACACACCCACACACACAGAGGGAAAGCGAGGGACAGGCCCCCAGAGCCCUGGAGAUCAAGCCCCUGGGUCGGUCCCGGUACCUCCCCCUCCGAACCUCGGGGCAGAAGGAACCCCGGCUCGGAGGUUACUGAGCAGCACGGGCAGAGGCUCAGUCUGGACCAGGAAGGAGUGGACACAAGUGCCAGGCUGUUCCAAGAGGCUCGAGCGUGGGCCUGUGGGCUCCCUCGCAGCAGCGUUCUGACGAGCCCCCAGGGUGGGAGCCCUCAGGGCUGGGCAAGGGUCUGGGACGGGUUCUGACCUGUUCCCAGCCCGCACGGGGACAUUAAAGGGAUGGCUGUCUCACUCUCCCCAUUUCUGCGCCUUGCUUGCAGCUGUGGUGGGGGCGGGGGGGGUGUCCAUCUGGUGGGCCUGCUGGCCUCGCUUCCACCCACCUGCCUGGUCGCCUGAGCCCUGGCUGGGUGGACAGACGGCCCAAAGCCCGGUGCCGGGAGGGGCUCCCAAAGUUUCCUUCUGGCGGCCCCUCAUUUCCUCCUUGACCCCUUCCCCAUCCUGUGGCAAUUGCCCUGGGGGCAGCUGUGCCUGCCCAGCCCCCAGACGGCCCCUCCCGCCUCCGCCUCUGCAGCGCCCUGGAGUCUAACAGGCGCCUAAAUGCGAUUAAUGCAGGUGUAGAACCUUCAGCCUGUCUGCCCUGCGACGGUGCCUGGCGAACCCUCUCUCCCGCAGCGUCCGCUCCCGCCUGGCCCGUGGUGGGGGGUGGUGUGCACUCUCUGGAGGUGGCAGUGGGCCCUGUGGGAGCCCGACGUGCCCUUGCUUGGAGCCCUGGGCCUGAGUGGAGGCUGCGUCUGAAAUAAACUCCUCUGUUACCU
Molecule: messenger RNA, 1709 nt
Organism: Sus scrofa (pig)
Lineage: Eukaryota; Metazoa; Chordata; Mammalia; Artiodactyla; Suidae
Source: RefSeq, a predicted model, not a curated record